Molecule: messenger RNA, 5589 nt
Organism: Lampris incognitus (smalleye Pacific opah)
Lineage: Eukaryota; Metazoa; Chordata; Actinopteri; Lampriformes; Lampridae
Product: trichohyalin-like
Exons: 17
Coding region: 1-5589 (1862 amino acids)
Molecular function (GO): protein binding
Source: RefSeq, a predicted model, not a curated record
AUGGAAGAUCACAUGACUCCGUCGGAAAUGGAGGAGACCGGAUGCAGUUCCAUCAGUGUGGGGGAACCCUCAGUGACUGCUGAGGUGGAUUUGGAUGUGCGGGCGCUGCUUGACCGAGUGAGGGUCCUGGAGCAGAAUGCCAACCCGGUGGACCCGUCUGUCUGCUACCUAGGGAGCAGUAUCAGAGAGUUGGAGAUAUCAGAGAAGACUCUGCUGUUAAAGCUCAGCCAGCUAGCCGCCACCUUUCACCGCCACUGGCCCAGCAUGCAACACUCCCAGAGGCUGGAUCAGAGACUCCGCAUGCUCAGGGAGGAGGUCAGGACCAUGACUCAGGAGAAGGAACGAGGGGAUCGGGUUUGGAGGGACCGAUUGCAGCGUUGCCAGACCCAACUGAGGGUCAAAGAGGAGGAGAUGGGUCGCCAGUCCCAGUACUUUGAGAACUUUAAGACCCAACUCCUGCACAAGCUCAGUCUGGCGCGGGACAGAGAGCAGAGCCUGCAGACCCGGGUCCAUGCCUUGGAGAAACAGCUACUGGACAUGAAAGUGUCCACCGCCACUAACAUGGCGUCUCUCACAACAGCCAGUAUUACUGCCGGGUCUCUAUCGAACAGAGAAGAGCAAGGGAGCCCGCCCUGCCUCAGAGGAGAGGGGGAAGGAGAGGAGGAGGGGGAGAAGGAAGAGAGGAGGAGGCAAUGGAAGUCGAGACCUUGGUGCCAAGGAGGGGUGGGAAAACAGGGGGGUGAACUGGAGACAGAGGAGAUGGAGGGAGAAAGAGGGAACGACAAAGAAAGGUUUUCGAAUGAGGCCAGGCUGCGGGGCUUCAUCCUGACCCUGCAGGAGGACCUCAGCGUGUUGCUGGAGAGAGAGGAGCAGGGGCUGGCAGAGCGGAGGCUGCUGACGGAGCAGCUCCAGGAGGCCCAGGAGAGCAGCCACUUCCUGGGCUGCAGGAUGGAAGAGAUGAAGGCGGAGGUCCAGAGGCUGAGGCUGUCUGAGAACUCCCUGAUGGAGGGGGUGGAGGAGCUGAGAGAGGAGAACCAGAGACUCCAGCAGAGCCUCAGGGAAGCAAGGGAAGCCAACCAAACAGUCAGUCAGCCAUCAACGGUCCAACAACACAACGAUGAGCAUUCAGGUCAACCACAACCAGCUGCACUUUCACUUAAUGACCACCAGGGCGCAGCAGAGACAUCACAAAACAACAUAGAGGCUCGCGCCAACGGAUCAGACGCUUUGACUCUGACUAAACCAGAUAUUCCGAAACUCGUAUCCCACUUUUGCUCCAAAGCCAACCCCAGCAUGAAAUCCCUUCCCUUUGCCACGGAAAUGGUGGAGGUGGAGGAGGUAAAUCUGGGGACUUGGUGCUCCGAUGGGACAUUAAACCUGGAGGAAUGUUUCAGUGAGGAGGCUGAUGCCCUACAUGAAGCAUACAGUAGCCUGGAGACUCAAGAAGAGCACUACAACCAUGUGGAGGCCGCUCUGCAGCAAACACAGAAGCAUCUCCAGAAGGUGACCCAGGAAAAUACCCGAAUGAAACUAGAACAGAGGGAACAGGCAGAAGAACCAGACGCAUAUAGAGGGCAAGGCAGAGAAAGGAUUAAGAGCAUGCCAAAGCAAAACACAUCAGCUCCACCUGAUAGUACUGAUCAAGUCCCAUCCUCUCCCACCCAUGACAACAUACUCACCCUCGCCCAAGAUGAUCUUGCCCAGGCUUUGAACCAGGAGAACCGGGCCUUGGCUGACCAUAUAAAAGAACUACUGGCUCAUAUUGAGCUGCAUGAGGGGGAGAGCAUCAGGGAGCUCGGCCAUUUAAGGGAGCAGAUCUCCAGGUCAGAGGUAGACAGGAUCCGGCUGGAGCAGGAGAACCAGGAACAAGGAUGCCUGAUCACAGAGCUCACCAGGAAAACCGAGGAUGAUCUCAACACUAUCAUGGAGCUGCAGCAGAAGAUAAUGGAAAGACGGAGUAUUCAGCAGAGUAAUCUGGAGGAAUUAGCGGAUAGUGUGGUUGACUGUCUACUACAAGCUGAUAAAGACUUGGGUCCAGUAUCAAGUGAACAAGUGGACCGUAUGAUAAGUGAUUCAUCAUUUUGCUGUCAAAAUGAUGACUGCAAUGACUCAAAACCCAACAGCCUGCAAGGCAAUGCAAGUUCAAUGACUGGAUGCGUUGACCAGCUGACUAAGUCAGUCCAGAGCCUUAAAGAAGAAGAAAGUGAACUGAUUGUCACCAUAAAUUCCUUGAAAGAGCAGCAGAGAGACGUCGCCCUGCUGACCCAAACGCAGACGGAAGAGAAACAGCAGCUCACUCGCACAAUUUGGGGACUGAAGGAGGAGAGAGACGGCAUCAGUCAAUCUCUGGCCAGUCUCAAACAGCAGAGAGACCAGCUAAGUAGAACAGUCUGCGGGCUAAGAGAUGAAAAAGACCAGUUUACGAGGUCUGUGAAUGGACUGAAAAAGGAAGAGGAACGGCUAACCAAGUCAUUGUCUGUGCUUCAAGAAGAAAGUCAGAGGCUGCUGGGGUCUCUCCGCAAUGAAAGUGAUGAGAGAGACCAAACCACACGAGCUCUUCAUAAUUUACAGGAAGAAAGGGACCAGUUAAGCCAGUUAGUGUAUAAUCUGAAACAGGAGCGAGAUGAGCUAACAGAUACAAUCAAGUGCGCAAAAGAGCAGAGAGGCAGAGAACAAUCAUGGCAUACGUCUAAAGAAGAGCUGGACACGCUGAUGCUGUCAGUUUGCUGUUUGAAGGAAGAGAAAGAGAAAACUGAAAAUGCAAUCACUGUGUUGAAACAAGAGGAAAAGCGGGUAAUGGUGUCGCUCCAGGGUCAAAGAGAGGAGAGAGACAAACUUCUAGCUAAGGCUGCUACACUUCACAACCAGUCACAAACAGAGGAACAUAAUCAGCGGCAGCAUCUGUUCUGUCAGAAUCCUGCUGAUAUGGCAAACAAGACACAGGCUGUGAUUGAUGGGACUGGAGACCUUGCCACUCAAAGGAAGUUUGCACAGGAAGAUUUGGGUGGAAAACGGGAACAAAGUGACCCCACGAGGGAGGUUGAAGUUUUGGGAGCCGAACUAAGGAAGUCACGAGAGGAACUCGUCAGAACCCAGUUAGAGACACAAAAGUUGCACAGUGAAUUGCAUCAGUCAGAGAGGAGGAAGGAGGAGAGUGAGAAGAGGGCAAAUGAAGCAGCCACUGAGGUGAUAAGAAUGAUGGAUGAAGUCAGUCAGAUGGAAGAGACCCGGAUGGAAAAUGAAAGACUGAUAACACAGGUUAUAGAGCAACAGAGAAUACUGACAGGUCUGAUUAAGGAGAAAGCUGAUGCUUUGUCACUGAAGUCACAGAUACAAGAACAGUUCACCAUGCUACAGGCACAGCUAAAAGCCAAGACGGUGGCUCUGGAGGAGCUGAACUCGGAGUACAUGGUGCUGAAAAGAGGGCAGAAGACCUGUGAAGAGUUAAGCGCUGGUGUCGUGGCGCUCAGGAUGCGCUACAAUGACAUGAGGGCUAAGUAUGAUGCUCUCCUGAAGAAGAGGAGCCAGACAGACCUAGAUAUAGCUCCUUUAAAGGCCAAGCUGUCAUGCCUGGUGGUGAAGUGUCAAGAGAGGAACAGCCUGUUGGUCCAGAUGAUGAGAGCCAUGCACAGGCAAGGCUGCCUGGACCUCGCUCUCACACAGCAGGUUGAGGAGCUGCUAAGUGACGACGCCCUGGCGGACUACACUGCGGCUUUCUUACCACGAACAGGUGUAAAGAUCCAGGAUUACAGUAAUGGGCACAUACCUGGAUUUAUUUUAAAACUCCAGGACCACACCAGUGUGUUCACACCCGAUCGAAGCCUCACCGCCGAAUUUCCACCUAGCUGGAAACUCCAGGAAUGCCAAAAUGGACUCCUGCUUGGAUCUGAAGUAAAACCCCAAGAACAUACUGGUGUGGUUACUUCAGGGUCCACAACAAAUCUUCACGACUGUAGUAGUGAAUCUUCGCUAAUACCAAACACAGCACAAAAGACAAUUGCCAAAUCACCUGUGCCAACUUCACCGUUGCGUGAGCACGCCAGUGUCCAAGCUCCACCAUCACCUGUUUCUCCAGUUCUGAAAGAGAACCAUCCUACCUCUGCCAACGGCUCAGCCCAGGCACCGAGUGUUUCAGAAACCCUUGGGCGUUACCAAACCGAGGUGAAAGGAGAAUCCAGCCCAGGUCUUCCUAGUUUCUCCGAGGAGAAUAGAAUGCUCCUAAGUUCUGCUCCCCCAUCACCAAACAGAUGCGUCCAUCUGAAUCGGAGGCUGAGCAGUCCUGAGAAGAUCAUCAACCUACAUCAGCAGUUGCAGAAGACGCUGACGAGCAGCUAUCAGGCUCCAGUGAGAAGAGGGGCAGCUGACAUCCACGCGAGGUGCAGAGAGAGAGGACAGCACUCCUGCAAAGGACUCUCAAACGUGGCAGAGCUGAGCACAGAAUCCCAGACUAAAAACCCAGUCCUCACCCUCAACGCUGCCCCUGUCCGACUCACCGCUCCCCUCAGCAAAGCUCAACAGACUCCUGUAACAACCGCUGGACUUAAUACAACUAAUAGGUCCGCAACGCUUUUUACUGCGAUGGUGUCGAGAUCAGCCAGUGUUACAAUAAGCCCCAGCAAGUUUACACACACUCUCUCUAAAGCAGCCAUGGAUGCUACCACCACUCCAGGUCUUUCUAGCUGCACCAACUCCACUGUUACCAUCAUGGCCUCCGGUAAUGCUAAAGCUAGCUCAGAAAGCACCGCUGCAGCCGCCAGUAUACCAACACCUCAGAAACCAACAAGGCAAAUGUCUGCUAUGCCUGUCGUAUCUGGCACUGCUCGACAAACAACAACUACUACUUUAAUGUUUCGGUCGACUACCUCUGAGAGUAACACCGCCAGCUCUGAAGCUGCUUCCCAAACUGUCCCGGUAUGCACUUCGCUGACUCCAAAUGCCACUGCCUCAGACCGCACUGCCUCCAGCAAACAGUCUGCAUCAAGGGUUAAUAAUAAGGCCCCGAAUGUCAUCGUCUCCCUGGAUGGUGCUGCCGCUGUAUGUGAUGGUCUUGGAUCUGCCACGGCCUAUGUUGAAUCUGCUCCUCACUCACCUGAGAGGUUCUUCAAGCCAAACUGUGAGUCUACCGCUGCUGCAGAAAAAGCCAAGAAAAGACAUAAGUCAGAGGCUCCAGCAGAGGUGGGCUCUGUUCAGGUCAUCAGGACAGUGGGCCAGUGCAGCCUCCUGAUUGGCUGGGAGAGACCGCCGCUCAACGAGCUGGGCUGCAGUAAUGGCACCUUUGUGUAUGGAUAUAGGGUCUAUGUAAAUGGGGAGUUCCACAAGUCGGUCAUGAGUUCAGCAUGCACCAAGUGUAUUCUGGAGAACGUGGACCCGAAUGUCCCGGUCCACAUCAGUGUGCAAACCCUGGGUUCCAAUGGUCUCCGUUCUAAUGAGGUCCACAUCAUGCACAGGAAUGCUGUUUUGACAGAUGGCAGCUUAUUUAGGACAGAGCCCCCUCCGUUUAGCAGGAGCGACUCACAGCCUGGCUCUCCUAGCUGUCAGACUCCAUCCUUCCACAGUUGCCUUAACCGACAAGUAAGCUCAAGACAGUAG